Molecule: messenger RNA, 1193 nt
Organism: Pseudoliparis swirei
Lineage: Eukaryota; Metazoa; Chordata; Actinopteri; Perciformes; Liparidae
Product: arrestin domain-containing protein 2-like
Exons: 6
Coding region: 1-972 (323 amino acids)
Biological process (GO): protein transport
Cellular component (GO): plasma membrane; cytoplasm
Source: RefSeq, a predicted model, not a curated record
AUGCCGUCCGCCGUAAAGAGCCUCAAAGUCACCUAUAAGCCCGUGAAUGAGGACAACACGUUUACGAGUGGCGACUGGGUUUCCGGCGAGGUCUCGCUGGAGUUGGCCAAAGAAUGCUCCAUCGACGCGCUGUGGGUCAAAUUCAAAGGGAAGGCGGAGGUCUUGUGGAGCAAGAGUUAUGGGCAGACCACUGUUUACCACUCCAAGGACAAGUACUUCCACAGGCAGGCCAAGGUUGUGGUAAGCAACCAGAACAAGUACAAGUACUUCAGCCUCAAGCAUUUCUUCAUUCAAAAAAAAGAUACCAAAGAGAACCGUGUUGUUGCCGCUGGACAUCAUGUUUACCCAUUCAGCUUUCAGGUGCCUUUCCAGGAUCUGCCCUCCUCCUUUAAAGGCUCUGCUGGUAAAAUUGUGUACUUACUGGAAGCCAAGCUGAGCAGAUCCAUGAGGAUCCCCACCAAAGAUUCAACAACGAUCAACUUUGUGUCGAAGGAGGCCAUUGACCCUCGGCUGAUGAAACCACAGCACGAGUCUAAGGACAAGAAAAUGAAAGUGUUCAACUCUGGAACGGUAGCCGUGGAUGUGAAUCUUGAAAAAACAGGAUUCUUCCAAGGAGAGGGGUUAAAAGUUAUGGCCCUCAUUCAGAACAACUCAUCUCGCCCGAUCAAGCUCAAGUACUGUGUGUACAGAAAGCACACCGUCUUAGCAGAAGGGAACCAAAAUGUCAUCACUAAAGACCUCCUUAAAGAGGUGGGGGAGCCCAUCCCUCCGUCUGCUGAAGAAAAGUUCACAAAGGUCAUCCUCAUCCCCUCUGAUGUGGAGCCCUCCAUCAAGAAAUGCUAUAUCAUCAAAGUGGAGAACAGACUCAGGGUGAACCUCGAUGUCAAAUACGCCUCAAACCCAGAGAUCAAAUUUCCCAUCGUUAUCCUGCUGACCCGUCGGGUUCCUGCUGCUUCUGGCGUUAGCCGUUAGCCUGGGGCUUCGGACCGCCAACACGACUGUGACGCCCCUCUGGAGGGAGGCGGGGUUGCCAGGAUUUCAGGUGUUGCAGGUGCGGAGGAAAAGGAGCGUCAUCGCAGCCGGGAACGGCGGUCCCCGGAAGCAUUUAAGAUCUGUCACCAGCAGUCGUGGAGGCGCCUGGAACCUCCGUACCGUGUUAAUGAGGAUUAAAGAGUGUUACUCCUGUAAACAAC